This is a messenger RNA of Vespa mandarinia (Asian giant hornet), 3481 nucleotides long. It is a transcript of the gene l(2)34Fd, whose product is annotated as nucleolar protein 10 lethal (2) 34Fd. Gene Ontology annotation, cellular component: nucleolus; 90S preribosome; nucleus. Gene Ontology annotation, biological process: maturation of SSU-rRNA from tricistronic rRNA transcript (SSU-rRNA, 5.8S rRNA, LSU-rRNA). Gene Ontology annotation, molecular function: protein binding. The record is from RefSeq and is a predicted model, not a curated record. NCBI's taxonomy places the organism in Eukaryota, Metazoa, Arthropoda, Insecta, Hymenoptera, Vespidae.
ACAUUUUUAUACAUGUGCUCCAUACAUACGAAACAAAUGUAUUGUUUGUAUAAAUAAAAUAUAUAUUUUAAAAUAUAAAUAAAUUAUUGUAAUUCAUUAAUAAAUUAUAGGCAAGAUGCAAGCUUCUUGUCCGAAUAAUGUGAAAAUUUAUAACUUGAGUGUGGGCAAGUCUCUACCCGAGUGGUUGUCCGAAAGAAAAAAACGAAAUCUAAUAAAGAAAAAUGUUGAUAUAAGACGUCGUAUAGAACUUAUACAAGACUUUGAUAUGCCUGAAGUUAGUACAUCCAUUAAGGUUUCAAAGGAUGGACAGUAUAUUUUAGCAACUGGAAUUUAUAAGCCACGUGUCAAGUGCUUUGAUGUUAACAAUUUAUCAUUAAAGUUUGAAAGAUGUUUUGACUCUGAAGUAAUCACGUUUGAAGUACUAUCAAAUGAUUAUAGCAAGAUUGUAUUUUUACAAUGUGAUAGGAACAUUGAAUUUCAUGCUGCUCAUGGCAAAUAUCAUAGACUCAGAAUACCUCGAUUUGGUAGGGAUUUAAAGUAUCAUUAUCCAUCUUGUGAUCUUUUUGUUGUAGGUGUUAGUAAUGAAAUCUACAGAAUAAAUUUAGAAAGAGGACAAUUUUUACAAUCGUUUGAAUCGGAGGCAUCUGCAUUAAAUAAGUGUGAAAUAAAUCCAUUGCAUCACUUACUUGUAGUUGGUACACAGGAUGGAAAAAUAGAAGCAUGGGAUCCACGAACAAAAAAUAGAGUGGGUGUAUUGGAUUGUGCAUUGCAUUAUGUACUUCAGAAUGAUAGAUUGAAUGCAGUUCCUUCCAUUACUGCUCUGAAAUUUCAAGGUGGCUUAACCUUAGGUGUAGGUACAUCUAAUGGAAAAGUCUUAUUAUAUGAUGUUAGGUCAUCUAAACCAUUUUUAUCCAAAGAUCAUGGAUAUGGUUUACCUAUUAAAAGUAUUGAAUUCCAUGAAAAGAUAGAUGUUAUUUAUUCUAUGGAUAGUUCUAUUAUAAAGAUAUGGGAAAAAGAAAAUGGAAAAUUAUAUACAUCCAUAGAAGCGGAAAACUAUUUUAAUGAUUUAUGUGUCAUACCAAAUAGUGGAAUGGUUUUAAUAGCAAAUGAAAAUACUAAAAUUCAAACAUACUAUAUUCCUAGUCUUGGACCAGCACCUUAUUGGUGUAGUUUUCUAGACAAUCUUACAGAAGAAUUAGAAGAAUUAAAUUAUGAUAUUAUUUAUGAUGAUUAUAAGUUUAUUACUGAAAAAGAAUUAGAUGAAUUAGGCCUUUCUCAUCUAAAAGGCACUAAUUUACUUCGAGCCUAUAUGCAUGGUUACUUUAUAGAUAUCCGUUUGUACAGAAAAACUAGAAAUGUAAUUAAACCAUUCGAAUUUGAAGAAUAUAAGAAAAAGAAGAUACGUCAAAAAAUACUAGAGACAUGUGGUAGUAGAAUACAAGUUCAAGAAUUGCCUAGUGUUAACAAAGAGCUGGCUUUAAAAUUAAUGGAGAAUGAAAUGAAUAAAAAUUUUAAAAAGAAGAAGAGAAUUACAUCUAAUAUUUUAAAAGAUGAACGUUUCAAACCAUUAUUUAAUAAUCCAGAUUUUCAAAUUGAUAAAAAUUCUGAAGAAUAUGCAUUAUUAAAUCCUGUUAUCUCACAACUUGAGAAAAGCAAGGCAAAAAAAAUGAAAGCUAUAAUAGAACAGCAAGAGCAAUUGAAAAGCGAAGAUUAUUUGUAUAACAUUGAAAAUGAAGAUAGAAAUUCUAGUUCAGAUGAGAGCUUCAUACACGAAGAUAGUUCAGAUGAUGAAAAGACAUGGGUGAAAGAUAUACGGAAACAAUAUCGAUUAAUAAAGAGAAAUCGACAAAAAGAAGAAGAAAACAAUGAAAAGUCAAAUAAUAAUAUGAAAAUACUAAAUAAUCAACCAAAUCUUUAUGAAAUUAAGGAAGAUGUAGAAUUUAAAGAAGCAAAACCUGUUGCGAGUAAACGAAAUAAAUUCACUUUAGGAAAACGAUUACAAAACGAACAAAUGCAUAAUUUAAAUGUGUCUGGAUCACGUGGUAGUAGAAAAAUGACAUUUAUUAUUGGAAAAGUGUAUUCCAAUAAUGAAUCAAAAAAUGGAAAAGACUUGCCUCAUCAAAAUCAUGAAGAAACAAUACAUACAUCUACACCUUCUAUUUUAUCAGAAUUGCAGAUACAUAGUACUGAAGUAGGAGAAAUUGCAGAAAUGCCAAAUUAUGAACAUUUGAGUACAUCAGCGGUUUUACAUUAUUGUAAACAUAAGAUAUUAAGGCCUUAUCUAAGAUUAUUAGGUGUUAUGGGAUUAAGACCAACAAGCAGUGAUGAAAUUGAUCACUUUUCACGUUAUUGUAUUUUAGCUAAUUUUCAUACUUUUCAAGUCGCUGUAUUUAUGUGCAUCGGUUAUAUUUUACAAUAUAUGGCAUGCUUCAGGAGAGAUAGAGGAUUUUGUUAUAAACUAUUACCACUGGAAUUACAAAUUGUACCAAAUGUUAGUAAAGAACCUAUGCAUGAAUCAGUUUGCUUUGGAAAUGUUAUAUUCAGUCAUAUAAUUCCUAGUUUACUUCAUUUAAUUGCAUACUUAUACACUGUAUAUCUAUUUCGUAUUAAAGAACACGAGCAAUUACAAAAUCUAAUGGAACGGGCGUUUCUCUUAUCUUCUAAUCCAAUUCAUAGAGGAAAUCAAAAAAGACUCGUACGAAUAUUGUGGUUUUUUAUAGCUUUAAGUGUAGUAUGGAUGAUAAUAGCAUUAAUUACAGUAAACAUAAUGAUGGCACAAGGAGUUAUUUUUUUUCAAUGGCUGGAACAUAGUCCAUAUCAAGUUAAGAUUCUUUUAAAAAUACUUUUAAUUAUAUGCACACUAUGGCAUGACAUGGUGCAAGGAACAAUCAUAACAAGUUAUUGUCUGCAAGGCCAGCUUUUAAUUGCACAUCUUUAUUUUCUUAGAGGAAAGUUACUUCAACAUAUACUACCUCCGAUAGAUUGGAUGAAGGAAAUAAGUGAAUUUAAAAAAUUGUUGAAAUAUUUUAACAAUGAUAUGGGACCUGCUGUUUCCAUUUAUACGGUUAUAAAUCUAUCAUGGGCAACUGCUGGAACUAUUUGGCUGUUGCAAUACAAUGAUGAUGAAACAGAAAAUAAUUCAGUCACAUGCAUUAGUAUAAUAAAUGUAGUAUUAUGGAUAUUGAUAUCGAUAGUUCCAUUUAUCCAGGCAGCUAGAUUAACUACUGCUUGUUCUAUGAUACAAAGUAUUGGUCAUGAAGUACGUAUCCGACCAUUUGUUUAUGAAAGUACACCAGGAGAAGAUUUGGACACUAUACUUUUAUAUACCUCCUCAUUAAAAAUGUGUGCUAGAUUGUUUAGAAUACCAGUGACAGGUAGGUAUUUGUGCCUGCUUUUAACUGUUGCUAGUAUUACUAUACUUACAUUAGGUCAAUGUCAAAUCUUAUAAUAUCAUUUUUUAAAUAAAUUAAUCUUCAUUAUA